AUGGAAGUCUCUAGAGGAAAGGAUAGCACUAAGAACUCUUUAAAUGGCACAAAGCCAGAUAUCAAUGAAGAACAUCUAAGGCCAAAGGAAACAUGCUUUCUGGAGGGAAAUAGACCACAGGUUUUGGAGGAUACAGCUGGCACCGAAAGCACUAAAAAGGAAGAAGCUAGUUUUAGACAUCCCGAUUCCAAAAGAGGGUUAUUUGAGGCUUCUGCAAGUAACCAUGGGGUGAAUAAAGAGGAGACAUUAACAAGGGAUUCUGACAGCAGCUUUGACAGUGAUGAUACGGACAGGUGUUCAGGACUCUUAAGCGUUUACUGGAUCAAGGAGGCUGAAGGGCUGUACAAAAACCUUACAAGUCUGAGGAUUUCGGACAUGGCCCUUGAGAAGAAUAGAAGAAACCAUCCAAAUCCAAACUUCCUAUGUAAUACCGAAGAGAGAAGCAAUUAUACAAUGGUUUUAGAGGAUAUUUAUUUCAAGCAAAAGACUAAGAACUUGAAGAAAGAAAUCAAGUUGAAGUAUCUUAUUGAAGAGUUUUUCAUGGCACUGGAUAAAUUUGUUCUUAUUGCAAACUACUGUCUCAAAAGCACGGAGAUAGAGGAUGAAGACGAGGACUUCAAUUUUGCUUUGGUGUGGGUAAGAGAUGCAUUCCAUUGGCUAGGUAUUGAGGGAGCUAAGUAUUAUGCUCGGAAGUCACCAGGCCCUUACAAUGGAUGGAUCUCUGAUGUAGAGUUUUUGAUGAAUAGAUAUUUCUUUAGCCCAGAGUUCAACCAUGUAAAUGGGUUUGGCAUUGAACAGUCCAUGCAUGAAGGAUACAGAUUUGUAGAGAGCAGUGAUGGGAAGUACUAUCUUUCAUACCAGCCAUAUCCCGGGUAUUACGAUGUAAGCGAAGAGAAUAAGCGGUUUUGUACCGGUUGCAAUCUCAUACUUCCGAGAAGCUUGAGUCUACCCGAUGAUGAAUAUUUAAAUGAAGAGGGUGUUUGA
Encephalitozoon romaleae SJ-2008 is the source of this 984-nucleotide messenger RNA. RefSeq lists its product as hypothetical. Lineage: Eukaryota; Fungi; Microsporidia; Unikaryonidae. The record is from RefSeq and is a predicted model, not a curated record. The transcript has a single exon. The coding region runs from base 1 to 984 and encodes 327 amino acids.